Molecule: messenger RNA, 1885 nt
Organism: Amphiprion ocellaris (clown anemonefish)
Lineage: Eukaryota; Metazoa; Chordata; Actinopteri; Pomacentridae
Exons: 17
Coding region: 55-1752 (565 amino acids)
Source: RefSeq, a predicted model, not a curated record
CAUUCCAGUAUCUUGUUCAGAGAGUUGUGGACAGUCUCAGAGUUGAGCUUCAUCAUGGCGGGACUCCUGCUGUCUGUCAUUCUCAUGUGUUUCUUUCAUGAAAUUCAAGCACAAGCUGUUCCUCCACCUAAACUGAUAGUGAAUCCACCAGUGAUCACAGAGACAGAUUCAGUCACAUUAGACUGUCAGACUCCAUCAUCUCUUUCUGUGUCUCAGUGUCAUUUCUACACUGGGAACAGAGAAACCCUUGAAACCUCCCCAUGUUUUUGGACACUGACAGGAACUGAACUGCUGAAGAUUUCACAUCAGAGUUCACCUUCUGAGGUUGAGGUAGCAUGUUAUUACACUGAACAUCGUGAACAUGGGAACUUUCCAUCUCCAUUCAGUGACACAUCCUACAUCACCAUACAGAGUUCCUUUCAUGAGAUUCAAGGACAAGCUCUUCCUCCACCUAAACUGACAGUGAAUCCACCAGUGAUCACAGAGACAGAUUCAGUCACAUUAAACUGUCAGACUCCAUCAUUUAUUCCUGUGACCAGAUGUUAUUUCUUCACUGCAACUCAACGCAUAUCUGAAGACGUCUGUGUACAAACACUGAUGUUAAGUGAGCUGCUGAAGAUGGUACAAAGGCUACCUGCUGAGGUGGAAGUGAGAUGUUUUUAUGAUGCAAAGUCUGGUGCUUCAUCUCCUCACAGUGAUCCAUCCACCAUCACCAUAAAUACUCUUCCUCCACCUAAAGUGACAGUGAAUCCACUGAUGAUCACAGAGACAGACUCAGUCACAUUCAACUGUGUGACUCCAUCGUCUCUUUCUGUGUCUCACUGUUAUUUCUACACUGUGAACACAGUAGCUUUUGAAACCUUCUCAUGUCGUCGGACACUGAGAGGAACUGAGCUGCUGAAGAUUUCAAAUCAGAGUUCACCUUCUGUUGUUCAAGUUAAAUGUUUUUACAGUGUACAGCUUAAAUAUGUGAAUUUUCAGUCUCCAUUCAGUGACAUAUCCUCCGUCACCAUACAGAGUCAAAAACCAGAGAUGAGUCUUCAAUCAUUUGAGGGGGAUGACAUUGUCUUUACUUGCUCUCUUCCUGGAUCUGUGAAACGUGGUACAAGAUGUAACCUUUACUUUGGAGAAGUGAACCAUCCGAUUCUAACAACUGCCAAGCAGAAAAGCUCAAAAACCAAACAGUGGUUUUGCCACUUUACUGUCCCAGUUGAUGAUUUGUUGAGACAUUUAGAUUCUGUUCAACAGAAGGAUGCCAGCUGUGAUUACAAACUGGAACGUGAACAGAACUCUUUGUCUCCUCGUAGUGAUAGAAGGAGCUUGACUGAUAUUGUGGGAAGAAAAUCAAGCAUGAUGAGCAAAAACUCAACAUUUACUAUGACAGCAGCAGGUUCAAAUGUUACCAUGUCCAGUGUUUCCACUCCUACCACCUAUGUGAACCCAACAUCAGGAUCACUUCCAGCUAAUCUGAGUCCUACAAAUACUGUGACCUCUGCUGUCAAAACGACGACUAAUCUGACACCAGGAAGCAGUGAUGCAGCUGCAGGUUGGACUGUCAUAAUGUUCCAAUGUUUCCACUCCUGUCACCUCUAUGAACCUGACACCAGCAGCAACUGUAAUAAAGUUGUUCAUAUCUGUGGCGGGUUUUGGAGCAAGCGUGGCUGUCGUCUUUCUGGUGCUGGUGCUUCACAGACGUCUCGAAAGAAGAACAGGCAGAUCAUCUUCCAAAACAAAAGCCAACAUCACAGAUGACUCUGUGUGCCUGAGAAAUAUCAGCCAUGGAGGAGUGGAGUUACCUGAUAAUGAUACCUACAGUUUGAUCACUUCAGUACCUGGUGCUGACUGUUCUACAGGUUUUGAGAAACUCAACAGAGAAGAGCCUCAA